This is a messenger RNA of Paraglomus brasilianum, 151 nucleotides long. NCBI's taxonomy places the organism in Eukaryota, Fungi, Glomeromycota, Glomeromycetes, Paraglomerales, Paraglomeraceae. The record is from the annotation of a GenBank genome assembly.
UGCAAAGAAGCGACAGCAGUUGGCUGAACAGAAUACGGCUCUGAAAGAAGAGAAUGCUGCUCUGAGUGAUAGACAUGCUGUUGAGCCUACUGCUCAGAGAAGAAAACGAGCACCUGGUGCUGACAUUAAUAACAAUAAUUUUUAUGUUUAA